Messenger RNA from Necator americanus (New World hookworm), 315 nucleotides. RefSeq lists its product as uncharacterized. The record is from RefSeq and is a predicted model, not a curated record. The transcript has 2 exons. NCBI's taxonomy places the organism in Eukaryota, Metazoa, Nematoda, Chromadorea, Rhabditida, Ancylostomatidae. The coding region runs from base 1 to 315 and encodes 104 amino acids.
AUGACGAUCUGUACUUAUAACGCACGUACGCUUGCAUCGAAAGUGGUCAUCGAAGACCUGAUGAUGCUGACCAGGAAGAAAAAAACAUGCGACAGCAGAGGUGUUGGUGGAGUUGGCGUCCUCGUCAACACGAGUAUGGCAAAGAACAUCGACUCUUUCGAACAAACACGAAUCGGACCUCUGCCGAUAAGAAGAUGUGGUUCAAUGCUAGCUUUGACUAUCUUCUUCGUUUACGUUCCAACAUCAAGCUACGAAGAAGAAGUCGAAGCCUUCUAUAUGGACCUAGAGAAGCUUCUAGAAGAUCAUGCCUUCUAA